ACUUAAUAGACUGAUUCAUAAGCUGCAAAGAACAAAGAUACUCAUACAGAUACAGGAUUAAAUAGGAUGGUUAAAGAAGUAUCUGUAGUUUGUUAAACAUUGGAAGCUAGCUGAGAGAUUUGAUCUUAGAAUUAUUUAUUUAUAUAUUAGAACUGGAUGUACCGAAUUCUCCCAAUUUUGCAAUUACUAUUUUGGAGAUCGUGAUACGUUAAAAUAUAGAAUAAUGGGCAAAGACGUUUUAAUCAAACCUAGCUUAACGCAUAUAACAGUGUAAUUUGCUGCUCAUAUGAAUGCAAAUAACGAAGCCUGGAUUACGCCACAAUACUAUGAAUGAGUCUCCUGGCAGCAUUGUAUUUCUGCUGUAAAUUGUUAGUUCUUGAUAUCUUGUCAUUAUAAUAUGGAAAUGUGAUCAUGUAGAAAUUGGAGAAUACCAUAUUGGAUAUGACAUGACUGAUAGUCAUCUGCCAUCAGCAGAAACCAGGGGCCAUCAACUACCAGAAAAACAGCAUCAGAAGCCCCGGACAGACGUGAUCAGACGACGUGCAAUGCAGGCAGCAGAGUAUUACCAUAAUCAGAUCGUGAGUGCUUCGCACGGCUCUCGGUCCAACACUGGAGAGAAACAUAGACAACCUUCAUCACAAUCCCAGUCGCAACAUAAUAAUAAACCAGACACAUAUACCUCACACGCAACAUACUCACCUGCAGAUGUACAUAAUGGGGAUGAUGAGUUAGGACAUGAUGUGAAGAGAACCCCAGAAGCUCUCAGAGUUGGAGUAACUGCUGCAUCAUCUGAUUCAUUCUACAGGGCUAAACUUAAGCAAGGCUUCUUUGAUCUUAGGAACUCAUAUAAUGAGAAAAUAGCGAGACAGCGGAAGGAGAAGGCCAGCAAGGAAGGUCUGCCUAGUUAUGACAGAGGCAAGGAGAAAACCUCUAGGGAAGUACGCCCACAUAAUUAUGAACAAAGCAAGGAUAAAACAUCCAGGGAAAUUGGGCCACCCAGUUAUGAGCAAGCUGCAGCAAGAAUGGCUCUGAGACAGGAUAUGUCAGGAACUGAUACCUCCAGUAGUGGGGUAAGCAGUCGAGGAAGUGGAAUACACGCCAUCUCUACACUUGAUAGGAAUGAGGUCUCUAGGAGUAAUAAUAGUCUAAAUCUGGAUUAUAUAGAUACAGAUGUUGGUGAUGGAGGUAUUACCCAUGAUGCCCCAGUCAUCCAGCCACAAACUACUAGUCCUUUACAUAGAAAGUAUGGAAGUGCAAAUUCUCUGGAUCAGCUAGGACCUCCUCCUCAGGCGGAAAGUUUCUUUGCUAUGCUGCAGAAUUAUAAAAAUCAAACUGAAUCUAUCGAUCAAAGGAGUCAUGCUCCGCCCCAAAUGCGAGACAUUUUUCGCGGGAAUAUAGAAACUGCUAAAGCCACACCUCCUUCCUCUAAUGUUGCCAAUGGUAGUGCCACAAAUGAUCAAGCAAUUCCUAAUUUAACAGAUCACACUGAUGCCUCAUCUAGUCCCAAACUAAAAAAUAAAUCAAUGAAACAUAAAGAUCGCAAAACUAGAGCCAAAUCCAUGAAUGAUGGUGCGGGGCUUUUCAAAAAGCUACGUGGUGGUAAAAGUGAAGAUGCAAACAAAAUGGACAGUAUUAUAAACACAGACUUACAUGGUAAAUCUGAGGAGGACAUUAUUAAGCGAAAAGCAUUCACUCAUUUCGAUUGCCAAAGUGUAGGUGUUAGCCUCAAUGAGGUGAUCAAAUCAAGGAACUACUUAGCAAAGCGGCGGAAUACUAAAACUGGUGCUUCGGCUGCAUCAAGACUCAAUAGCUCUGACAGAGUGGAGGAAUCUGGUGAUGAUGACUCAAACGAUGAAGGGGAUGGCAAAAAUAAUAAUUUAUUACAAAGUUGCUCAUAUUUUAGAAAUGAACUCGGUGGUGAGGAAGCAAGAGUUGUAUCCCUAAAUCGACUAACAGCCACCCGACGAGUCCAACAACUCUUGGGUAGUAAACAUUUAGAGUUAAGUAGCCUCAUUAGAAAGCCUUAUUGUAAUGGAGUCGCUAUAUUAGACUCAUCAUUUAGUCCAACUGGGAGCCAGGAAUCUACCAUAGUGACUUACAGGGGACAUGUUGUUGAACACGUGGACCAUGGUGCCUUCUACUACAGACAUUUCUUCUUUGGCCAAGAUCAUCAGAAUUACUUUGGAAUAGAUGACAAUUUAGGUCCCAUUGCUGUCAGCAUACGACGAGAACGUAAAGAUGAUAUAGAGGGCACUACAAAGGAAUCAUCCAAUCAGCCACAAUACCAUUACAGAAUUAUAGUACGCACAAGUGAGUUGACCACAAUCCGAGGCAGUAUUACAGAAGAUGCCCUCCCCACGUCCAGCAAGUUGAGUAACAGUAAGGGGAUCCCACAUAAAGAGAUCCUGGAAUAUGCCGUCCCAGAAGUAAUGACUAGCUGCCUCAAGGUUGCCACACAGGGUGUGAAGACUCAAGAGCAGUUGACAAAACUGGAUGAACAGGGGAUUACUAAGACAUAUAAGAUUGGCAUAAUGUAUUGUAAGGCUGGACAAUCAACUGAAGAGGAAAUGUAUAAUAAUGAAGUAACAGGUCCAGCAUUUGAAGAAUUCCUCAGCCUAAUGGGGGAUAAGGUCAAGCUCUCUGGAUUCCAGAAAUAUAGAGGUGGUCUUGAUAACAAAACUGACUCCACUGGGACCCACUCCCUAUAUAAAUCCAUGAAUGAUUAUGAGAUUAUGUACCAUGUCUCCACUAUGCUACCUCUAACACCCAAUAACAGACAACAGCUUCUACGUAAACGACACAUUGGGAAUGAUAUUGUGACAAUCGUCUUUCAAGAGCCAGGAGCAUUGCCAUUUACUGCCAAAUCUGUAAGAUCUCAUUUCCAACAUGUCUUCAUCAUUGUACAAGUGCACAAUCCAUGCUCCCCCAACGUACAGUACAGUGUUGCUGUAACCAGAUCCAAAGAUGUCCCUCCAUUUGGCCCUCCUAUACCUGAAGGUGCAAUGUUCUCUAAGUCACAGCAGUUUGCAGAUUUUCUACUUGUCAAAGCCAUUAAUGCAGAGAAUGCAGCCCAUAAAUCUGAAAAAUUCACUACGAUGGCCAUUCGCACAAAGCAGGAAUAUUUGAAAGAUCUUGCCAACAACUUUGUAACCUCAACUCUCUUAGAAAAUUCAUCAAAACUAGGUAAAUUCUCACUUGGAAGUGUUCGUAAAAAGGACAAAGUGAAAGGAAAGGUUCCCGACAUAUCUUCAAAAUCUGGUGUUACCUGGGCAGUCUCCAUUGAGGAUUUUGGUUCAUCGCAAGAGGUCGAAGGUUAUUUGUCAAUUGGGGGUGAACAACUGGUAUUAAUUGAGGAGCCUAAUAAAGAAGUGAUUUUUACAACCUCUUGUAAGUCCAUCAUUGGCUGGACACAAUAUGAGAGCAGUAUUCGCGUGUACUAUAACCAAGGGGAGUGUAUGUUGCUGCGUACGCUGUAUUCAGAUGUAGAUGAGGUCCCAGAGAUCAUUGCGAGACUAGAGCGAGUAUCUCAGGGAUACAAGACAACUGAGAUGGUACUUCGACGCAAUGGUAUGGGACAACUGGGCUUCCAUGUUCAUUAUGAGGGAAUCGUCUCAGAUGUGGAACCAUAUAGUUUUGCCUGGAAAGCGGGUUUAAGACCAGGCAGCCGAUUGGUCGAAAUUUGUAAGGUUGCUACAGCAACCUUGAAGCAUGAUCAAAUGGUGGAUUUAUUGCGAACAUCUGUGACAGUUACUGUGGUUGUAAUACCUCCACUUGAGGAUGGAACACCUAGAAAGGGUUGCGAUGACUUUCACUCCAGUUACUCAUCAUUAAAUUCCCAUAAUACAUCAUCAUCAUCUGCAGACUUACACAAUUUGGUAGAAGAGGAUAUCAUGACAUCAUCCACUCAGAGCAGUACAGUUCGGACUCAUCCUCCAAGAAGCGCAACAGAUCCCAGGUUAGACAUGAAGGGAUCUCCUGCUAAAAGCUCGGACAGUUCUAAGGAUACGCCCAAAUAUGGUGACCUCCGUUCAGUCAGUAUGAAUCUCUUUGGACAUGAUGCUGAAGCUCAUAGCACUCUGAGGCGUGAUAAACCAACACCAGGAACGAAUUACUCAGAACGACCUCAGUAUUCUUCCCAGAAUUCAUGGGAGGGGUCACUAGACAGCAGAUCAUCUGGUGCAAGGUCAAGGUCAGGUCAGAUUGAGCAGACGGCUUUUGGGGAAUCUCAUCAAAGACAGGGUUCUAGAGAUAGUAUGGACAGUGGACAUGGCUGGAGGGGGAGUCACAGUGGAUAUACAGGCUCACAGCAAAGAAUAGGUGGCGCUGCUGCCCAUACAUCACACAGUUCGUCAAACUUAAGCGAUCUCUCAACACAUUCAGCAGAGGGAGCCAGUAGCAGACAUCGUGACAUGAGGCCAGAUGAUCCUCAUUUAGGGAGGAGAACCACCCCCUCCCCCGGUGCUAGACGCAAAGGAGGAAGCUACCAUACAGGACAGAAAAACUACCUAGAUGUCACACAAUCUCCUCUAAGUAGCAGAAGUAGCAGCCCACGGACAAAACAACAUUCAUCUCAGGAGUCAUUAACAAGGUCAAGGGGUCAAGGUCAUAUGACAGGAAGUAAUUUGGCGCCAUCUGGCACAUUCCAAGAGGAUCUUAUGAGAUUAAUCAACCCUGAUGUACCAGAUACAGAACUUCAACAGACAAAUCCAGGUGGGCCAUACAGGUUGAGUCGGACCCACUCAGAUGAGAGCAUAGUUGGAGGGGGCCCCACCAGGGGGACACCGCUGUCUUAUGAUGCAGACCUUAGUCGAGAUGUCUUAUUUUCCAGCACACAUACCCCUGACUCCUCACCAUCCAAGAGGGAUAUACAAAAAUCACCUAACAGAUUAAAAACUCCAAAUAGAGGCCGUCACCAGCAGGGGAAAUUACACAAUCGCACAAAAAGUAGUCCCCAGCUUCCACUCCCUGACACUGCUUCUGAUCUUGAUUGGUCAAACCUCGUGGAUGCAGCAACAAAGGCAAUAGAGGGAGUAGAAACAAGUGCCAAACCAAGAACUUCCAAUGUGACCUCUGAACCUCACAGCACACCAACAAAACAUAAAGGUCGCACUGACCAUACUAGCCAUGGUGACAAAAAUACUCGCAACUUAACAGCUCAAGAACGUCUUGGAGUUCGUGUGUCUGGUUCCGCAACAGGAACUAGCAAACCAGUGCUGCCCUCUCCCAGUAGCACAAGUUCGUCAGUGUGGAGGACAGUCGGCCAUGUAUCAGGCCAGCCCAGCACACAGAGGGAGCGUGAACUGGAGACACAUGUUGUCCAACUUACUCAACAAUUAGAAAAGGAAUCACAAGAACGAGAGUCAGCAGAAAAAGAACUAGAACAUUUAAGACAGGAAAAUAAACGGCUACAACAAGAAUCCCAGACUGCUGCCAAUCAGCUUAGAAAGUUUACUGAAUGGUUCUUCCAGAAUAUAGACAAAACCUAGCUUCAUGUUUAUGUACAGGGGAAAUAUAAAGGAUCCAUAUUUUGACGUGUUUUUCAGGAAAAAAUGGAGAAUGAAUCUCUCAAACAGGAAGUAGGAGAUUUAAGGCGGGAAAACAGCACACUUCAAGAGGAACUCCAAACUGCGGCUCAACAGCUGAGACGGGUCACUGAGUGGUUCUUUCAAAACAUAGAAAAAACCUAAGAUGUGCCGCUUAAGUCUAGACUAUUUCACUGGAUUAGCACUAAAGGCACCAUAGUCUGCCAUUGUUCAAGAAUAUGUAGGCUUUACACAUGUCCAUAUUUGGAUGAGCUAUCUCAGAGACUGAUCAAAGGGAAAGUAUGAAUUCUCAUACCCAAGAUUGCGAAAGAUGUCAUACCAGGACAUACAUUGUACUUGUAUAAAUACCAUGAGCAUAGUGUGAUUAAGAGGCUUGAUUGAAAAUCCAAAAUAUGUCAAUCAAAGUCCGGUAUUGUAUUGUUCCCAACCUUCAUAUAUCGGAGAUCUCCCUAGCAUUAUAAACCAGGCACUGCACCCAGUUGAACAUUUUGCAUCCAAUUUAAACAUUUGCACCCAAUUGAGAAUCUGGGAAAUGGUAAAAAUUUAGAUAUUUCAAUACACUUUAAGUCAGAUAUGAUGAAAUGGGAGCAAAAUUUUUGGGCAACCCUAGUAUAGGAAUUUUCACAAAUACUGGUAUUGUGUUACAAAAAAUUCAGAUUUACAAUAAUACGGGAACAAUGCCAUCUAUCUAUAUAUAUAAUAACUAUGCAUUACACUUGUGGAUACUCCAGUAUUGAAUUGUUGAAUCUAAUGCAAAAUGAUGAUAUGACCGGGGAUAUGACUCCAGUUUGAAUCAGUUUUACAGUCACAAACCAGUGAUCCAGUCAGUCUGAUUCCAAUCACUAUGAUCAUUGAACAUCUCCUUUUGCAUCUUCAUUAAAUCGACUGUGUUUGUGUUAAUGGUUGCUGUUCAUUAAAAUAAGUUUGAGAUCACAAUGAACAUAAUGACAAGAAGUGUGUAUAAUAAUAGCCAAAAUCACAUAUUAAUAGUUAGUAUGUAUUACAUUGCCAUUUAAACAUGGCAAGUUAAGUAUACCAAUGUUUAUACUGUAGUUAUUAUUUAAAAAGUGAAAGGACUUGUUAAAGUUGUGUGCCUUUCAUGGUCCAAUAAUGACCAUCUUGAUGAUAUCACCGCAUUCUGUUUCGCAGCACCAUCUUUUAAUGAAUCACCAAGUUAUAAAACAUAAUUGCUUGUAAAUUAUUUGCCAAUGCAAUUUUCUGAUUUGUGUAGAACUUUGAGGUUUAGCAAGCCAUUUUAACAAGUGUACAGUAUUAUUUCUGAUUAUGGGAUAUGUUCAAUACAUCAGAGUAUGCCCCCAUAGGUAAAUAAUUGUUAAGUUUUGGGGAGGGUGCAAAUGUCGGUUUGUUAUAAAACAUUAAUAUUUAAAAGGAGGCGACUUUAGAUUUUAGAGAAUGUUCAUUUAAAAGGAGAGGUAGAGGGGUCAAUCUUAAAUGAAACAACAUGGAAUUAUUGACAUGAUCCCUUAUGAUAUUUUAUAGUUCUGGAAUGAUAUCAAGAGAUGAACACUUUAUGAAAACUGGGAGAUACAAUUUUUAAUCAAAUUUCAUUGUAAAUCAUUAGUUAAAUAUAUCAUUUUGUAAUUACAUUUACCCCAUAUAUGCCUUGACACCAGGAAAUAUUCAAUAAAUAAAUACAAUGGCAUAUUCUGGUAGAGAUGUGCUAAGACCAGCUAAAGGUGUUCACACAGAGGUGUUCAGUAUAAAAGUGAAUGGGAUAUAAAACUGAGACUUUCUCUUGAUGUGUUCACAUGGAGGUUUCACUCUGUAUUAAUACUAUGAUAAAAAUAAAGUACUCUGGACAGAUUUCUUCAAGGUCACUUUUCUGUUAAUAACUUUGAGUUAUCUUUUCACAUCCAGAAAUAUAUUAUUUGAUAAUCCUACAUAUAUGUAGUCUAAUUCGUAACCAUAUAGGAGGACAUGUUAUACAAGAUGUAAUAUUUAGCAUGUAUAUAUCUGUUAUUUAGAAAAUCUAAGAUCAGUAGAGUAUGGUACUUACUACUUAGUCAUGAUUAUUAUUAGUUUAUUUAUUUAUUAUUAUGUCACAUUAUAGAGCAUUUAAUCAAGUGAGGUGUAUUUGUUCUUUUGUUUCCAAACAUUAAUCUGUUAUUUAUAUGUCUGAUGUGAAUAGAAAAUAGUUGUACUGUACUAUAUUUGUAAAUCUUGUACAUUACAUGUAAAAAAAUAUUUCAUACAAUUUUUUUUAUUCAAAGGCACAUUAAAACUGUAAUUAUUUUAAUGUAUGUAACAACACAAACAUUACAAUAAAAUGUUUGAUAUAAUGAAA
Messenger RNA from Owenia fusiformis, 7848 nucleotides. Lineage: Eukaryota; Metazoa; Annelida; Polychaeta; Sabellida; Oweniidae. The record is from the annotation of a GenBank genome assembly.